CCCUGCGGCCCUCUGAGCCCACCAUGGCCGUCCCACCAGGCCAUGGUCCCUUCUCUGGCUUCCCAGGGCCCCAGGAGCACACGCAGGUAUUGCCUGAUGUGCGGCUGUUGCCACGGAGGCUGCCCUUGGCCUUUCGGGAUGCGACCUCAGCCCCGCUGCGCAAGCUCUCCGUGGACCUCAUUAAGACCUACAAGCACAUCAAUGAGGUAUACUAUGCGAAGAAGAAGCGGCGGGCCCAGCAGGCGCCACCUCAGGACUCGAGCACCAAGAAGGAGAAAAAGGUCCUGAACCAUGGUUAUGACGAUGACAACCACGACUACAUUGUGCGCAGUGGCGAGCGCUGGCUGGAGCGCUACGAGAUUGACUCACUCAUUGGCAAAGGCUCCUUUGGCCAGGUGGUGAAAGCCUAUGAUCAUCAGACCCAGGAGCUGGUGGCCAUCAAGAUCAUCAAGAACAAAAAGGCCUUCCUGAACCAGGCCCAGAUUGAGCUGCGGCUGCUAGAGCUGAUGAACCAGCACGACACAGAGAUGAAGUACUACAUAGUGCACCUGAAGCGGCACUUCAUGUUUCGGAACCACCUGUGCCUGGUGUUCGAGCUGCUUUCCUACAACCUGUACGACCUCCUGCGCAACACGCACUUCCGCGGAGUCUCGUUGAACCUGACGCGGAAGCUGGCGCAGCAGCUCUGCACAGCGCUGCUCUUCCUGGCCACGCCUGAGCUCAGCAUCAUUCACUGCGACCUCAAGCCCGAGAACAUCCUGCUCUGCAAUCCCAAGCGUAGCGCCAUCAAGAUCGUGGACUUCGGCAGCUCCUGCCAGCUUGGCCAGCGGGAUUACCAGGGCCCCGGGACACGGCGGCUGCAGGAGGUGCUGGGCGUGCAGACGGGCGGGCCCGGGGGCCGGCGGGCGGGGGAGCCGGGCCACAGCCCCGCCGACUACCUCCGCUUCCAGGACCUGGUGCUGCGCAUGCUGGAGUAUGAGCCCGCCGCCCGCAUCAGCCCACUGGGGGCUCUGCAGCACGGCUUCUUCCGCCGCACGGCUGAUGAGGCCACCAACACGGGCCCGGCAGGCAGCAGUGCCUCCACCUCGCCCGCACCCCUUGAUACCUGCCCCUCCUCCAGCACCGCCAGCUCCAUCUCCAGCUCUGGAGGCUCCAGCGGCUCCUCCAGUGACAACCGGACCUACCGAUACAGCAACCGAUAUUGUGGGGGCCCCGGGCCCCCCAUCACUGACUGUGAGAUGAACAGCCCCCAGGUCCCACCCUCCCAGCCGCUGCGCCCCUGGGCAGGGGGUGAUGUGCCCCACAAGACACAUCAGGCCCCUGCCUCCGCCUCGUCACUGCCAGGGGCCGGGGCCCAGUUACCCCCUCAACCCCGAUGCCUUGGCCGUCCCCCAUCACCAACCUCACCACCACCCCCGGAGCUGAUGGAUGUGAGCCUGGUGGGCGGCCCUCCAGACUGCUCCCCACCUCACCCGGCGCCUGCCCCCCAGCACCCGGCUGCCUCAGCCCUCCGGACUCGGAUGACAGGAGGUCGUCCACCCCUCCCACCCCCUGAUGACCCUGCCACUCUGGGGCCUCGCUUGGGCCUCCGUGGUGUACCCCAGAGCACGGCAGCCAGCUCAUGA
Molecule: messenger RNA, 1625 nt
Organism: Puma concolor (puma)
Lineage: Eukaryota; Metazoa; Chordata; Mammalia; Carnivora; Felidae
Source: RefSeq, a predicted model, not a curated record